Molecule: messenger RNA, 1899 nt
Organism: Amyelois transitella
Lineage: Eukaryota; Metazoa; Arthropoda; Insecta; Lepidoptera; Pyralidae
Product: protein O-glucosyltransferase 2
Exons: 6
Coding region: 268-1743 (491 amino acids)
Cellular component (GO): endomembrane system
Molecular function (GO): glucosyltransferase activity
Source: RefSeq, a predicted model, not a curated record
UAAGCCGGGGGUCAAUGACCAAAGGGGUCACCCACCUACGCAUUCGCACCAACCGAGUGAACAAAAUAAAAUGAACGAACUGUCAAAAAGUUGAGAUCGGUUAGUUUGUUUUAGGAGGUGAAAUGUAAACAAUCUUGACGCGAAAGUAUGAACAAAUAAGUUACAUACAUACAUUAAAUAUAUACUUUGUUCUAUAUCUACUAGUACUAGGCCUUCUUUAAAAUAUAAAAUUUUGAUGUGAAGUACAUAAACAUUUUGUGAUUCAUCAUGUGUAGACAUAUAAUGUUUAUUAUUUACAUUUUUCUAUUUUUGAUAUGUAAGACCUUUCAAGAGAAUAUUAAGUUUGGUCCUGGUUUAAAGCCCCAAGAAAUUAUUAUGCCUGCAAGAUACUUUGUUGUUAACCUUACUUCAAUAAUUGCCGGCGAGCCCUCUGAAUUGCCAGACAAUUUUGCUGUAGAAAUAGAAGGAAAGUCAACAAAGAAAAAUUACUGUAGAAUUUGGGUAAACAAAUUAUACAGAAAAGAUGGGACAUUUAUUGUCAGAUAUAAGAAUUAUGAAACAUGCUUUGAUUUAUCUAUUAGCCUUUAUUAUAAAAGUAGACAUAUUAAGGGCUCUCCAUUUACUUUCCAAGGUCCAAUAUAUUCAGAUCAGUGUAACUGCCCUGAUCAGAAUUUUAAUACCUGGUUGGACCGUUAUGGAUGUCCUAAAUCAUAUGACAGUAUUAACAGUGCUUUGAAAAUGCAGAACAAUGUUAACAUGAAAGUCACAGUACAGAAAAUAAUUGAAAGAUUUCAUAGUCCAGAAAGCACAAGCUUUUGUCACUAUGCUGUUAAGAAUAAUAAAGUAUACAGAGACUGUUAUGGAAAACAUGUGGGAUUUAAUAUGUUUUCUGAUAACAUAUUGUUGUUCUUGGCCAGAAAGGUUGUUUUGCCUGAUAUGGAAUUAGUGGUCAACUUGGGUGAUUGGCCCUUAGUUCGAAAAUACACAGAACCACUGCCAAUUUUUUCUUGGUGUGGUUCUGAUGAUACUCUAGAUAUUUUGAUGCCCACCUAUGAUAUUACAGAAUCAUCUAUUGAAAAUAUGGGCAGAGUGACCCUGGAUACUUUGUCAGUACAAGGUAGCAUUGACAGAGAGUGGCCCAAGAGAGAAGCAAAAGCAGUGUGGCGAGGCCGUGAUUCCCGACGCGAACGGCUGGAUCUGGUAGACAUUGCACGUGCCAACCCAGAUCUUUUCAAUGUGUCUCUUACAAACUUUUUCUUCUUUAGAGACAAAGAAACUGAAUAUGGACCCAAGCAGCCUCAUAUGUCAUUCUUUAAAUUUUUUGACUAUAAAUAUCAAAUUAACAUUGAUGGGACUGUAGCAGCUUAUAGAUUGCCAUAUCUCCUUUCGGGAGGGGGCAUGGUCCUAAAACAAGAGUCUCCUUAUUUCGAGCACUUCUACAAACUGCUGCAACCAUGGGUACACUAUGUUCCUGUAGCUCGAGACCUUUCAGACUUGAAGCAGCGCGUGCUUUGGGCGCGGGAACACGACAACGAAGCGCGGAAAAUAGCGGAAAAUGCAAGGCAGUUUGCAAACGAAAAUUUAUUACCCCAGCAUAUUAUUUGCUACCACGCAGUUUUAUUUUCAGAAUGGAGUAAAAGGUUAGUCAAUGAUGUUACAGUUCGCGAAAGUAUGACUCAUGUACCACAGCCUUCAUUCUCAUGUGAUUGCCAACAUGAAACAAGUGUUCAUCAGGAAUUAUGAUGAGUUAUUAUAUAUAGGCUGGUAUAUACAGUAUUAAUACGAAGAAGUGCCAUACACAUUACAACACUCAAGUUAGAUCAAAGUACAACAAAAUAAUGAAUCAAUAAUUUUAGAUUUAACAUAAUUAGUAGUGAGGAAAAAAUAUCAAUAAAAUAA